Messenger RNA from Ceratosolen solmsi marchali, 2313 nucleotides. Its product is annotated as spindle pole body protein pcp1. Bases 730 to 2214 code for a protein of 494 amino acids. Lineage: Eukaryota; Metazoa; Arthropoda; Insecta; Hymenoptera; Agaonidae. The record is from RefSeq and is a predicted model, not a curated record. The transcript has 5 exons.
UUGUGCGAAUGGCGAAUUAAGUGUCAAGCGUGUAACAGAUUGAUUUGAAUGCGUAUAUACGUUGUGAGCAAUCGCACUUAAAAUACUCAGUUUGAUAAUUUAGAAAAUUUUUAAGCUUAUAUAUAUAUAUUAUGUAUAUUCGAUUAUCUAUCAACAAUUUUGUCGCCUUAACUACACAUUGAUAUCAUUAAUAAUAGAAUAUACCCAAAUUUUUAUAUUCAAUUUCUAAUAUCUAGUAGUUAAAAAAUCCUUACGAAUCGCGCUGCUUCUGUAGCUCUCUAUAUAGCUGACAUUACAUCGUCAAUUAGUUAAUAUCAUAAAUUUAACAAUCAAUUUACUAUGGUUUUAAACCUCAUAAUUUUAAACUUUCAAGUCCUACCUACUUAGUGCCCACAAGUCCAUUGGCCCUUACAUCCUCGUCUUAUCUUUGUCAAUUCCACUUGUGGAAUGCAUAAUGCUUUAGUCCGAAAUAUUCAAUGUCAAAUGAAUAAUUGUAACGGUGCAGUUUUUCUGGAUUGAAUCACAAUAGGAUGUUACUUUCAUAUUUGCAAGAAUUUCAGUGCCAUAUAUUCAAGUCAAUUGUUUUACGUAAAAUUUGUGUGAAUAGAAUGAUUUCGAAAUACUAUGUAAAAUCUCGUCAAUCUGAUGCGAAAGAUUUUAAAAUCCUAAAAAGAGAAGAGUAUAGAGAAGAAAGUUAAUUGUAGUAGAUGGAAUUUAAUAUUUUGAAAAAUGGAUGCUGGAUUAGAUUCAUCAAAGUAUGAAUUAGAAUCUAUUACAUCAACAAAUGAGUUUAGAUCUAAUCAUCUUGCAACACCAGAUGAAACAAACAUAGACUUAUCAAAACGUAUAGCCUUACUAGAAUUAGAUAACGAACAUUUAAGAAUCGAUUUAGAAAAUUUGAAAAUAGAACUAAAUGCCAAAAAUGCUGCCAAUCAAGGACUAAAAAAUAAGAUAGCAGAAUUGUAUAUCGAAGCUUGUAUUUCUAUGCAGGAGAAGCAAAAACUUCAUAAUUCUGCAAUAGAUAUACAAUGUCAUCUUGCUGCUGCUAAAAAUUCAUUAGAAUGGUAUCAAAGACAACUACAUGAUGCACAAGCCAAUAACAAGAUUUUACAAAUAGAAAUAGAUACAUAUGAAAGUAUGUUAAAAAAGAAGCAUCAAACCUUAAUUAAUAUUAAUGCUAAAUGGAAGCAGUUAAAUGAAGAUUUCUUAAUCUUUAUACAAAAGCAUAAAAAUGAAAAGGAUAUAUUACAAGCGGAGAUUACAUCAUUAAAAAUAAAUAAUAAUAGUAUUAAGACUUGCAGGGCAGUGCUGUCGGACUUAGAAGAAUCAACGGUGUCAAUAGCCAUACACAAAAGCGUAUCGAACAAACUAGAAUCGAUGGAGGAGGAACUCGUGGUUGCGAGAACGGAGUUACGAAAGCUCGAGCAACGCUUGAUCGGUUCGGAGAUAGAGAAAGCUUCGAUGGAGUGUACUUUCGAUAAGCAGCAAACUCUCCUAUCUACCGUAGAAAAUAGCCUGCAGAGGUGUCAAAAUGAGAAGGAGGAAAUAGCAGAGACCGCAUGUGAGCUACGUCUUCAACUACAGGAGAUGAAUUCCCAGAGCGACAUACAGCAGAUUCAUCUGAUGCAGAUCAGGCAGGAGCGCGAACAGGUUGAAGAUGCCAUAGAGAAGUUGCGCUCGCAGCUAACAAAAAUGAUAGUCCAGUAUAAGUUGUUGAAAAGCAGAAACGUUGAGUUGGAAGAGAAAUUAAACGCUGUGCAAGCUAUCUACAAUGAGAACAAAAGACUAAAGUCACUAUCCUAUUCAGCCAAUGCAUCUCUCUUCAGGAGAUUGAGACAAGAAAAGAAAAAGACCAACGAUUUGGAGAUACAGCUCUAUCAGGAACGCAAUAAGCAGCGAGUUCUUAUUAAUGAUUUAAAAAAUCAAUUAAAAUUCACCAAGAUGUCUGAAGAUAAUCUUGACGAAGGCUAUGCCGAUGGCAGCAUAUCAAGCUUUGCAGUUGCCAGUUUACCUUCCCCGAAUCUCAUCAAUCCAGAAUUACUCAUCACCAUUAAUGAUAUAUUAUCCAAGAGUGAAAACUUUUGGGAACCGAUACAAAUAGAACUCAAUAAAUUAUACUUGAAGUUCGAAAACUACAAAGGUGAAAAAAUUCAUCAGCCAAACAAUUGCCACAAUAUUCCAUCAUUAUCGAACAAUGAUCAAUCAGUAUUUUAAGAAAUUGAAUGUAUAUGAAAAUAUAGUUAAUUUAGCUAGUAAAAUCAUGUUCUUGCACUAUUUGCUCAAAUAUCUGCAAAUACCAAGUUAUAAGUAAAA